UGGGUUCCCCCUUGGCUCUGGGCAGAGAGCCUAGUCCUGGAUCCCUUCACCACCACCACCCAGGGGACCCCACUGACUUCCCGCCCCCGCCCCCAGCUCCCCUUCUCCGUGAUCGGCUCCCUGAACGGCGUCCACAUGUUUGGCUCUAACCUGGACGUGGCGCUGACAGCCGCCCGCACGGAGGGCACCCGCGUGCUGUGGAGGGCCUUUCAUGAGAGCAUCACCCUCAUUGUGAUUUCAUCAGAGGAAGGUGCUAGUGACUUCACCCUCAGCCGACUCCUGGACAACGUGUUCAGUGUCAUGGUGCUGGUGCUGGGCCUGGAGGAAUUGGCAAAUAUCCGCAAUGUGGAGCGCCUUAAAAAGGACCUGAGGGCCUGCUACAAGCUCAUUGACAGCUUCCUGAUGCCUGGAGAGCGCACUGGGGACCUGACGCACUGUGUGGAGUGUGUGCUUGUGCCCUGUAGCACCAUCCUGCAGGUCCCCCACCGUCUCCUUACCUUCCAGCUGCUGCCCGGCUUGGACAUCUGCCUCCUUUGUGGGCCCAGCCCCUCGCUGGAGGCUGUGGAGACUGAGCUAGUGCCACAGUUCUGGAAGCCCCUGCUGGAGCCUCUGCGGGCAUGUGCACGGCCCCCCAGUGUCCCACUGCACCCUGGAGUCCUGGCGUACCUGCUGAUCAACCACGAGCAGAAGCGGAGUCUGAGUGCAGUGCUGCCCAGAGGGGUUCAGGCAGAGGGCCCUGCACUGCCCCUGGGGAGUUGUGCUUCUGUCUUGAGGGCCUUCUAUGCCCUGGUAGUCUCACAUUACUUUCCCUGUGACGGGAGCCCAGUGCCCCCACUGGAGCUGCCCCUAGGUGGGGGUUCACAUAGUGCCCAGCACUGCUAUGUGGUCAGUGCUGGGUACAAGGCCUAUGCUGCCCAGGCACCCCCGCAUCAGCUUUUCCUGCUACUGGCACCCGAGGUUCCCACCUUUGCCCUGCGCCCACUGGCUACCCAUAUUCUGCAGUACCUGGUGGGGGAUGCUGCCUUUUGAUACCACCUGCCUGGACACCUGGGUCCCAUGGCUUGGCCAAGGGACUGAUGCCACCCGCCCAAAUGCCUGGGUCCUACAGCUUGGCAAUAAGAAACAGACUCCACGUGACCAGAUCCCUACAUGUCAAGAGAGCAC
Alligator sinensis (Chinese alligator) is the source of this 1164-nucleotide messenger RNA. RefSeq names its product fuzzy planar cell polarity protein (gene FUZ). The coding region runs from base 136 to 1029 and encodes 297 amino acids. Gene Ontology annotation, biological process: vesicle-mediated transport; non-motile cilium assembly. The transcript is spliced from 9 exons. The record is from RefSeq and is a predicted model, not a curated record. Lineage: Eukaryota; Metazoa; Chordata; Crocodylia; Alligatoridae.